Molecule: messenger RNA, 1521 nt
Organism: Pseudocercospora fijiensis CIRAD86
Lineage: Eukaryota; Fungi; Ascomycota; Dothideomycetes; Mycosphaerellales; Mycosphaerellaceae
Exons: 3
Coding region: 1-1521 (506 amino acids)
Source: RefSeq, a predicted model, not a curated record
AUGGAGCAAGAACUGGCGAACGUCCUUACCCUCGAUCCCGAGAUGACUCUUCAGGCGGACGUCGAUCAUCUGAACUGCAAGAGUACAACCCGCGAACGACCAUCGCCUUCAUCUGAUCCCAACAAUCCUUCAUCUCUCGCUGCGACGAAUGCGAAUGAUCUAGACAUUGACUUGAACCAUCAGGAUGAUUCUGUCAAGACCUACGAUCCUGCUUCCAUCGGAAUACUCGGCACCCCGGACCUGGCGCUUUUAACCGCCCAUUACGAUGACACAACACCAUGUCAGAAAUCAGAGGAGAAGGUGCGAGACAAUUCUGUUGUCGGACAAGACGAUAUUCAUUGCGAGUCAUCGUUCUCUGUGGAGUCAUCCAAUUUCUCUGGUGCGACGAAUCCAGAGCUUUUAGCCGAUGCAGGCUUCGAAGAGUUUGGAGUGUCACAGAGACAGCUUCGCCCACAAUGCAGGCAGAAGGGGUUCACCACUACUUGGUUGGACACGGAUACGACAGGGGAUUACAAUCCUAUAGAAGACGAACGUAUGAAUCGCCUCAAACGCUCACGAGCGAGCGGCAGAAGUCGCAACCAAGCACGUUGUGGCAAUGACACAACAAGCAGCCACUCGGCCAGCAGCGGAGUUGAGAGCUCACGCGGCGUCCAAGAAGCUGUGAGUCUACCUGUGACGUUGAACUUCAGAAGUGAGAGUGGAAGACGGCUCUUCGCACGCAAAGUCGAGGCUUUUGAGAGCCAGCUUCAUUCAGAUCAGCUUGCCCAAGCAGACGCUCGAGCAGUGGUCGAAGCCCCGACUGACCAUCCAUCUCCGCAGGAACCAGGCGGCCAGGCGUCAGGCUCAAAUGUCGGUGCUGGUGGAACUCUUUGCACGAUCCGAACAUCUUUCUCCCACCCAAUCAUGUUCAACUGCGACGACGACUCGCAGAGUACUGAUAUGACACCGCCGAACGGCAACGAACUCUCAUGUCACUUCUGCACGGAACCGAGUCUCCCGUUCUUCGGCCUGGGCCAGAUUGAGACACAAGUCAUCGACCACCCUGAAGAUCCGGGCUUUGUCGAAAUGGGUGAUGGAUAUCGCUCACGUGGGAUCGAGAAUACUCGCCUCUGCGGCGUGUGCACUUUGCGUCGAAUGUGCGUGAUCGUGUGUGACAAGCACACCAUGCGACCCAGCACAGACCUUGCAGCCUUCUCGCCUGCUUCGCAGGAAGCUGCGGAAGAAAAGCUUCUCGAAGGCGAUCUAACGCCAGAUGAUGCCGAGCGAUUCUGUUCCGUGUGUACGCGCCUGGCCACCCAUGAAUGCGUCUCAGAAACUGGCGAAGAUACGCCUGGAUGCGGUCUAAGACUGUGCAAGAAUUGCGCCAUCACGCUCGAGGCCAGACACGAUGGGAACUUGAAGGGCAUGCUUGAGAGUAGCUCAGUCCGGGACACUGCCGAGGAGCAGUCACUCGUGAGAGCAGACUGUGAGCUGCUCAGGGAAGACGGUGCUCUUUUCAAGUAUAUGAGGCACCCGCAGUAG